Penicillium argentinense is the source of this 567-nucleotide messenger RNA. RefSeq lists its product as uncharacterized. NCBI's taxonomy places the organism in Eukaryota, Fungi, Ascomycota, Eurotiomycetes, Eurotiales, Aspergillaceae. Gene Ontology annotation, cellular component: membrane. The transcript is spliced from 2 exons. Gene Ontology annotation, molecular function: lipase activity. The coding region runs from base 1 to 567 and encodes 188 amino acids. The record is from RefSeq and is a predicted model, not a curated record.
AUGGGCCACAGCAUGGUCGGGCAGGAAUCUGCUUUCUAUCUUUUGAAUCCAGACGUGGACGGAUAUCGGCCCCCAAUUACAGGCUGGAUCUUGGAGGCGCCGUAUAUUGGACUCGAUCCGGCUAUCCAUCCAAAUCUCAUCAUCGUUGCCGUCGCCAAGCAAGUUGCGCGUGUCUUUCUCAAGUUGAAGUUUACUCAGCCAGUGACUGGCGAGUUUGUCACUAGAGAUCGCGAUGUGCGCGAGAGGUAUCGCAGCGAUCCACUCUGCCACAAUACUGGCACUUUGGAGGGAUUGCAGGAUUUGCUUCAACGCGAAAGUGACCUCACCAAAUUGUCUAUGUCAGACCAGCCUGUUCCCUCUGGCGUCAGCGCACGCCUUCCUUGCCCUGUAUUCUGGGCACAUGGCUCGGCAGAUAUGAUUACCUCCUAUGCCAUUUCGAAGAGGCUUUAUGAGCGACUCGAACCAGGCAAUGAGGCUGAUCUGGACGCGAAGACGUGGAAGUCAUUCGAGGGCGCGUUUCACCAGCUCCAUUCUGAGCCUGAUGGCGUGACAGAGGAAUGCAUGUGA